Choloepus didactylus (southern two-toed sloth) is the source of this 1428-nucleotide messenger RNA. Its product is annotated as stromelysin-2-like. The coding region runs from base 1 to 1428 and encodes 475 amino acids. Gene Ontology annotation, biological process: extracellular matrix organization; collagen catabolic process; proteolysis. Gene Ontology annotation, cellular component: extracellular matrix. The record is from RefSeq and is a predicted model, not a curated record. Gene Ontology annotation, molecular function: zinc ion binding; metalloendopeptidase activity. Lineage: Eukaryota; Metazoa; Chordata; Mammalia; Pilosa; Megalonychidae. The transcript is spliced from 10 exons.
AUGAAGAGUCUUGCCAUCCUAGUGCUGUUAUGCCUGCCAGCUUGCUUGACCUUUCCACUGGAUAGGGCAGUGAAGGAAGAGGACCCGAACAUGGAUCUUGUCCAGCAAUACCUUGAAAACUACUAUAACCAUGCAAAAGAUGUGAAACGAGCUGCUAGAAGAAAGGACAGUGAUUUUAAAAAAGUGCAGGAAAUGCAGAAGUUCCUUGGGUUGGAGGUGACGGGGAAGCUGGACUCCAACACGCUGGAGGUGAUGGCCAAGCCCAGAUGUGGAGUUCCGGAUGUUGGUCAAUUCACCACCUUUCGUGGAUCACCGAAGUGGGGGAAAACUCAUCUUACCUACAGGAUUGUGAAAUAUACACAAGAUCUGCCAAGAAAUGCUGUUGAUUCUGCCAUAGAGAAAGCUCUGAAAGUCUGGGAGGACGUGACUCCACUCACAUUCUCCAGGGUUCAUGAAGGAGAGGCUGACAUCAUGAUCUCUUUUGCAGUUAAAGAACAUGGAGACUUUGUCCCUUUUGAUGGACCCGGAAAAGCUUUGGCUCAUGCCUACCCACCUGGGCCGGGGAUUCAUGGAGAUGCACACUUUGAUGACGACGAGCGAUGGACGGAGGAUACAUCAGGAACCAAUUUAUUCUUUGUUGCUGCCCAUGAAUUUGGCCAUUCCCUGGGUCUCUCUCACUCGGCCAACCCUGAUGCCUUGAUGUACCCGGUCUACAACCCACUCACGGACCUGGACCAAUUCCGCCUUUCUCAAGAUGAUGUGAGUGGCAUUCAGUACCUCUACGGAUCUCCCUCUUCCUCCCCUGAGGAUCCCGUGGUGCCCACGGAAUCCACCCCUGCCAGACCUAGGACACUAAAUAGGUGUGAUCCUGCUUUGUCCUUCGAUGCUGCCAGCACCCUGCGGGGAGAGAUGCUGUUCUUUAAAGACAGAUAUUUUUGGCGCAGACCCCUCUGGAACUUCGAACCUGAAUUUCAUUUGAUUUCUACAUUUUGGCCCUCUCUUCCGUCAGACUUGGAUGCUGCAUAUGAAAUUGAUAGCAAGGAUACCACUUUUAUUUUUAAAGGAAAUAAGUUCUGGGUCAUCAGAGAACUUGAGGUACAAGCAGGUUACCCAAGAAGCAUUUACACCCUGGGUUUUCCUCCAAACAUAAGUAAAAUUGAUGCAGCUGUUUCUGACAAGGAAAAGAAGAAAACCUAUUUCUUUGUAGAGGAAAAAUACUGGAGAUUUGAUGAAAUUAGUCAGUCCUUGGAUCAAGGCUUUCCCAGACUAAUAGCUGAUGACUUCCCAGGAGUUAAGCCAAAGGUUGAUGCUGUUUUACAGGCAUUUGGAUUCUUCUAUUUCUUCAGUGGCUCAAGACAGUUUGAGUUUGACCCUAAUGCCAGGAUGGUGACACGUCUAUUGAGGAGUAACAGCUGGUUAUAUUGUUAA